Molecule: messenger RNA, 1534 nt
Organism: Numida meleagris (helmeted guineafowl)
Lineage: Eukaryota; Metazoa; Chordata; Aves; Galliformes; Numididae
Gene: HES4
Product: hes family bHLH transcription factor 4
Exons: 4
Coding region: 161-1075 (304 amino acids)
Biological process (GO): regulation of neurogenesis; regulation of transcription by RNA polymerase II; anterior/posterior pattern specification
Cellular component (GO): nucleus
Molecular function (GO): DNA-binding transcription factor activity, RNA polymerase II-specific; protein dimerization activity; RNA polymerase II cis-regulatory region sequence-specific DNA binding
Source: RefSeq, a predicted model, not a curated record
CGCCGCCGCCAGCGUCGCACGCGUCUCGCGACCGCUCGGAGCGCCUUCCUUCCCGCGCUUCCUUUUUUUUUUUUUUUAACCCCUUUAUUUUUUUUUUCCCGGUUUCUUCGUUUUUAAGUUAAUUUUCUUCGAUUAUUUUCGUUUCCCUUUUUACCUCGCCAUGCCCGCCGACACGGGCAUGGAAAAACCCACCGCUUCCCCCAUCGCUGGGGCACCGGCCAGCGCCAGCCACACGCCGGAUAAACCGCGGAGCGCCAGCGAGCACCGGAAGGUAAAUGGCAGCGGAUGGCGGCGAGCCCGCGGCCGGGCCGAGUCCUCCAAACCCAUCAUGGAGAAGCGGCGGCGGGCGCGCAUCAACGAGAGCCUGGGGCAGCUGAAGAUGCUCAUCCUGGACGCGCUGAAAAAAGAUAGCUCGCGGCACUCCAAGCUGGAGAAGGCGGACAUCCUGGAGAUGACGGUGAAGCACCUGAGGAACCUGCAGCGGGCGCAGAUGGCCGCCGCGCUCAGCGCUGACCCCAGCGUGCUGGGCAAAUACCGCGCCGGUUUCAAUGAGUGCAUGAACGAAGUGACACGGUUCCUGUCCACCUGCGAGGGGGUGAACGCCGACGUGCGAGCCCGCCUGCUGGGUCACCUGUCGGCUUGCCUGGGGCAGAUCGUGGCCAUGAACUACCUGCCACCCCCACCCGCUGGCCAACCCUCCCAUCUGGCUCAACCUCUGCACGUCCAGCUGCCUCCUACCACCGCCGGAGCGGUGCCCGUGCCGUGCAAGCUGGAACCUACCGAAGCGCUCUCCCCUAAAGUCUACGGUGGUUUCCAGCUCGUCCCAGCCACCGACGGCCAAUUCGCCUUCCUCAUCCCCAACCCAGCUUUCCCACCCGGCUCCGGACCGGUUAUCCCACUCUACGCCAACGCCAACGUCCCGGUGUCCGCAGGCGGAGGCUCUGGGAACGCAUCCGCCACUCCGUCAGCAUCCCCAGUGCAGGGCUUGACGUCGUUUGGGGGCAACGUGGUGCCCUCGUCCCAGGCGGGCAGCCCCAUCGGCGAGCGCAGGGAAUCCGUCUGGAGGCCGUGGUGACCGUCCCUUCCCUCGUCCCAAAAAAAAACUCUGCGUUGGCUCCGUUGUAUGGAGCCCCGUUCCGGUUGGUUGAUUUCUUUUUCCUAAGCAGAUUUCAACACGGGGAGGGGGAGAGGAGGAGGAGGAGAAAAAAAAAAAAAGGACCUCGCUAGGAAGGCGCUAUUUAUUAUUCUCAGAGCUUGGGAUCUCGACUUGUAUUUUUACUCCUUUGAAAUGCCUUUAUUUGAGAUACGUGGUUUGUUUUUUUUAUUAUAAUUAAAGAGAAAUAAAUGAGAAAUUAGUUUUGUAACGAAUACUCGCAAGUAUAAUGCCAAAGUUGUUUGUAUCCCGUCGGUCCGUGCGUGCGUUGCGUGCCUGUGUUGGAGACCUCCAAAAAAAAAAAACAAAGAAAAACACACACAAAAAAAAAACCAAUAAUAAUAAUAAUGCAGGUGUUGAAAUAAACUCUUUGAAAUAGAA